CAGCAAAAUGCAGACGAAAUUUGUUCAAUCGGCAGAUGAACCCAGCGUGUCUUGUGUGGGUCUACGAAAGUCAUUAAUAAUUAAUAGCUAGUUUCAUAAUCAAAUCGGUACGCAGUUCCACAUGGACUGGGAAUAACUAUAGAAGUAGCUUUAUUGAGUCCUCAGGAGUUAGAUUUCAGUAAUGGAAUAUGCGUUCGGUGGAUUAGCUGCUUGUGGGGCUUGUCUUUUUACAAAUCCAUUGGAUGUCGUUAAAACCAGAAUGCAGUUACAGGGAGAACUUCUUUCCCGAGGAGCAUAUUCAGUUCUUUAUAAAAAUUCACUACAUGCAUUUUAUGUUGUUGCAAAGAAUGAUGGAAUCAAAGGUUUACAAAAAGGGCUUGUACCAGCUCUCUGGUAUCAGUGGACGAUGAAUGGUACUAGGCUUGGCUUGUAUCACUUCUUUGAAAAUCAGGGAUGGACACAUACCCAUGGUUCUGUUUCUUCUUUCCAUAGCAUAGCUGCUGGUGCUGUUUCAGGAGCAUUAGGAGCAUUUACAGCUAGCCCAUUCUAUCUUAUAAAGACACAGCUGCAAAGUCAGUCCAAUGAAGUCAUUGCAGUGGGAUGUCAGCACAAUCAUACCGGAUUUUUAUCUGCCUUGCAGAAGUUGUACCGUAGCAGUGGAAUUUCAGGACUUUGGCGAGGGGUUUCAGCAUCAAUGAUGCGAACAGGCGUUGGUUCCGCUGCCCAAUUAUCCACGUUUACCAAAAGCAGAGAAACUAUCAAUCGUUUAACUAAACUGUCACCGAGUUCCUGGAAAUCAACUCUUGCAGCAGCAAUGCUUUCCGGCGUUGCUGUCGCAGCUGCUAUGACUCCUUUAGACGUUGUAUCCACUAGAUUAUAUAAUCAGUCUCUAGACGUGCACGGAAAAGGAGUAUAUUACUCGGGCCCUCUUGACUGUCUCAUCAAAGUAUUCAAGGCGGAGGGUGUUUUAGGCCUCUACAAGGGUUGCCUUGCAAAUUACUUACGCGUCGGUCCUCAUUCUGUUUUAACGUUGACAAUUUGGACGUAUCUUCGUGAGACAGAGCUGGAGGAUAGUAAAUGACAGAAAUUCUAAAGGGAGUUUUUAGUGUUUAAUCAUUGGGAACCAUCGUUGAAGUUUCUUUUUGUAUGCUUUAAAAAAAUAUAUACGUUCCGAAUUUUUCA
This is a messenger RNA of Daphnia magna, 1182 nucleotides long. Its product is annotated as solute carrier family 25 member 35. Lineage: Eukaryota; Metazoa; Arthropoda; Branchiopoda; Diplostraca; Daphniidae. The coding region runs from base 182 to 1081 and encodes 299 amino acids. The record is from RefSeq and is a predicted model, not a curated record. The transcript has 8 exons.